UGUCAAUCACCCGCUCUCGGGGCGCCCGCCCGGGCGCCUGUGCCGCGGUGGGAAGGGGCGGGCGCUCGGGGCCGCCGCCGCUUCCCCUUCGCGUUGGGGUGCCGCCCCGGCCGGCCCCGCUUCGGAGCCCCGCGCCAGGGGCGGGGCAGGUCGGGAAGCAGUGCCUGGAGUUGAAGGGCCGAACGCCGAGCCUGUGUUCCGCUCUCCUGGGCUCCCUGAAUUCCUCUGAAGACUCGGAAAUAUUGCUGGUGUUGUGCAUUCUGGAAAUACGUUUUACUACAGAUACCACCAAGGCUUUGCAAACAAGAAGAGCAUGCUGCUGUUGACUCCUUACUGACAGUAACUAGCUGGGCAUUUCACUCAUGAUGUUUUCAUUCUCACCUUGUCCAAUUGGAAUUUGCUUAACUGAUUUUUAAAAAGAGGAAUAAAUCAAAGUGGAGUACCGUAAAUUUGACAUGGAAAAUAAAAAGAAAGAGAAAGACAAACCAGAUGAAAGAAUGGCACGGCCUAAUGGGAGAUCAGGCCAUAGUCCACGUGGAACUGGUACUUCAAAUUCUGGAGUGCUAAUGGUUGGCCCUAACUUCAGAGUUGGUAAAAAAAUUGGAUGCGGUAAUUUUGGAGAACUACGGCUAGGAAAAAAUUUGUACACAAAUGACUAUGUGGCAAUUAAGCUGGAGCCAAUGAAGUCGAGAGCACCACAGCUACAUUUGGAAUACAGAUUCUACAAGCAGCUAGGAUCUGGAGAUGGAAUACCUCAGGUUUAUUAUUUUGGCCCAUGUGGCAAAUAUAAUGCUAUGGUGCUAGAACUACUUGGACCUAGUCUGGAAGAUUUAUUUGACUUGUGUGGUAGGACAUUUUCUCUUAAAACCGUUCUUAUGAUAGCCAUACAGUUGAUUUCUCGUAUGGAAUAUGUCCAUUCAAAGAACUUGAUAUACAGAGAUGUAAAGCCUGAGAACUUCUUAAUCGGACGACCUGGAAUCAAAACCCAGCAAAUUAUUCACAUUAUAGACUUUGGUUUAGCAAAGGAGUAUGUAGAUCCAGAAACAAAGAAGCACAUACCAUAUCGAGAACACAAGAGCCUUACAGGAACAGCUAGAUACAUGAGUAUAAAUACACAUUUAGGAAAAGAGCAAAGUAGAAGAGAUGAUUUGGAAGCAUUGGGCCAUAUGUUUAUGUAUUUUCUCAGAGGAAGUCUUCCAUGGCAAGGUUUAAAGGCAGAUACAUUAAAGGAACGUUACCAGAAAAUUGGAGACACUAAACGAGCAACUCCUAUAGAAGUAUUGUGUGAAAACUUCCCAGAGGAAAUGGCUACUUACCUACGUUAUGUAAGAAGGUUAGAUUUUUUUGAAAAGCCAGACUACGACUACUUAAGAAAGCUGUUCACAGACUUACUUGAUCGGAAAGGCUACAUGUUUGAUUAUGAGUACGACUGGAUUGGCAAACAGUUGCCUACUCCAGUGGGUUCAAUACAUUCAGACCCUGCAAUGUCUUCAAACAGAGAAGCAUAUCAGCACAGAGACAGAAUGCAACAAUCCAAAAAUCAGUCAACAGACCAUAGGGCAGCUUGGGACUCACAGCAAACCAAUCAACAUCAUUUUAGGGCUCACCUGGCAUCUGACAGACACGGUGGCUCUGUACAGGUAGUAAGCUCAACAAAUGGAGAACUAAACACAGAUGAUCCAGCUGCUGGCCGUUCAAAUGCACCCAUCACAGCUCCUGCAGAAGCAGAAGUAAUGGAUGAAACAAACUGCCAGAAAGUGUUGAACAUGUGUUAUGUAACUCUCAGAGCAGUUCUGGCCUGCCUCUGCCCACUGCUACUUUUUCAGUGACUGAGCAACAGGGUGCCUUGGAUAUUUUGAGAAGGUGCUGCUGCUUAUUCAAGCGGAGGAAAAGGAAAACCGUCCAGCGCAACAAAUGACUAGAACCAAACAGAACACGGAAAAUGCUUAUUUGUUCAACUGUUGUCUUGUGAUCUUAAAACAACAACAAAACCCAAAGCAAAAACCUCCAUAAUAAACACAUUUUCUGAGGACUCUCUGAGAAACAAUAUCAUGCCUUUGUGCUUUGAUUUGGUUCCUCUGCAUCCAUCUUCUGUUUCUUUAAUUCAUCUGUUCUGAAAGCUUUAAGAUAUUGUCAAAUGGGAGUGCUUCUUUGACCAUCAACAUAUGGAACAAUGAAAUGAUAGAAAAUGAACAGUAUCCUGGGCAAAACAGAUCUUGAGAAGUAUUUCUUCUUUCCUAGGAAGCAGUAGCAGCGUCUUAGGUGAAGACAGGUGUCAUAAGUCAGUUUGUAGCAGUGUAUCUGAAGUAGUAUUCUUCAGAAAUGAAGAAGAAAAAUACAGCUACACAACCAUAAUGCAAAAUAAUAAAAUCUUAGGAUUUAUUUUAUGACACUUACAUUGUUUUUCUUCUUUUGCCUCAGUAUUACUGGUUAGUUAAAUUGUUACUCCAGUCAAAUUGCCACUGUCUAGAGAUACUGGGGAUGCUGAUUUAACUGUUGACAGUUGUCAGAAUGCUGGUGCUACUAACAGAAAGUAUUUCCAAUACCCUUUUCAUUUGAAAACCUGCUUUUUUUUUGCCUACAAUGAAUAUUGCAGUACAGUAGAAAUUAUGAGUGUUUGUGCAAGAAUACAAAUGUUUAUAAAAUUUAAGUUGUACAUCUAUAUUAAGAUCAAAUUACCUUCAAAAGAGCUCUACAGAGCAAAUAAUGAAUCUGGUUAAAGCAGAAUAAGUAUGAAAGCCUGUAUGUUCACUAAGGCAGUUGAUGAUUGACAGCAUCUUUAACUUGAAAAUAUGGAUGUGCCAUGUAAAGUUAGAGGUGUGCUAUUUUGCUCUUUAAUUUAGAAAAUAAAUGCAAUGCAAAUGAGUUAGA
Messenger RNA from Serinus canaria (Common canary), 2871 nucleotides. RefSeq names its product casein kinase 1 gamma 3 (gene CSNK1G3). The coding region runs from base 456 to 1829 and encodes 457 amino acids. The record is from RefSeq and is a predicted model, not a curated record. Lineage: Eukaryota; Metazoa; Chordata; Aves; Passeriformes; Fringillidae. Gene Ontology annotation, molecular function: protein serine/threonine kinase activity; ATP binding. The transcript is spliced from 15 exons. Gene Ontology annotation, cellular component: cytoplasm; nucleus; plasma membrane. Gene Ontology annotation, biological process: endocytosis; positive regulation of canonical Wnt signaling pathway; signal transduction.